Gastrolobium bilobum is the source of this 2647-nucleotide messenger RNA. RefSeq lists its product as uncharacterized. Bases 422 to 2308 code for a protein of 628 amino acids. The transcript is spliced from 9 exons. Gene Ontology annotation, biological process: lipid metabolic process. The record is from RefSeq and is a predicted model, not a curated record. Lineage: Eukaryota; Viridiplantae; Streptophyta; Magnoliopsida; Fabales; Fabaceae.
UCAGUCACUGAUUUUUUUUUUAAAAAAUCUAUGAACUUCUAUUUCCGAUUUCUGCUUCUAUUUCGUUGUGUUUAGUUUUAAUUCGAUUCUGGGUAUCACCAAUUUUCGUGUUUUUUCAUAUAUAUGUAUUUGGAUUUGUUAUUAAGUGCUUGGAUUUGGAGAGGUUUGAAGAAAGACCCGAAAUUUGGAAGAAAAAGAAGAACCCCAUGAUGCAACGGUUGGUUGAUAACGUUCUCGCUGUCGUUAAAGAUGCAGGUCGGUGAAGACAGUUACUUAUGAGUCCUUGAAUAAUAUUGUGAGGCUAAUCAAUGGUGUAUCAGCCCUUUUGUUGGCAUUGCUACCUGGGAAAGCUAAUAUACUUGAAGGUAUUCAUGGUUGGGAACUCAGGCCAACUUUCCGGGGACCGCGAUUUCCGCGUUGGAUGGAGAAUGGCGUGUCCUCUUUCAACCAGUUCAUCCAUGAACUUUCUGUGGAUUCUGAUAAUUCAAGCCCUGAAUACUCAUCCGGAGAAGAAGAUAGUGAUAGUAGAUAUGAUACUCCCGCAUCUCCUGCAUCUCAAAGUUCUAGAGCCUCUGAAGCUGGUUUUACCAAGUACAGUAGGCAUAGGAUGGAUUGGGUCCAGUAUAUCUUACUUUGGAUUUUGUUUCCUGUAAAGUUUGUGCUGGGAAUUCCACUUCGUCUUUUCCUGUUAGCUUAUUCUGGGGUGUCAAAAGCCCUGUCUGUCUCUGGACAGACACACCCUUCACGUUUAAAUACACAUAAGAGGGUGCAAAGCCUCAAGGACCACAUUAUCCACCGUGCUACCGAUAGGAGAAGAGGAGUUGUAGAGGAUCUUCAUCUAGGCAUUGAGAUAUGUAUUGAAGCUGUCUUUGAUGUUUUUCACAAGGCAGCACAUCUUCUUCUUUCUCCAACAGAAGCUUUUGGGAAAUUAUUCGGGUUGUUUUCAUCUCAUGAAAGUGGCAUCAAAGAAGAUAGUGAUGAUGUUGUGGAUGCCUCCAUUUCUACAGCUACAGUUGGAGAAAAUGACCCAACACCUACAGAGAGGAAAACCAACUACCAGUCUCUGAAUACAGAUGCCCGGACAUGUCAGGAUGUCAUAACAGAUCUUGGGUAUCCAUAUGAAGCUAUUCAUGUGAUCACUGCUGAUGGAUAUAUUCUUCUUUUGGAAAGAAUACCUAGGCGAGAUUCAAGAAAAGCUGUUUAUCUUCAGCAUGGGGUUUUCGAUUCAUCAAUGGGUUGGGUAUCCAAUGGUGUUGUUGGCUCUCCAGCUUUUGCAGCCUAUGAUCAAGGGUAUGAUGUAUUUCUGGGGAAUUUUCGUGGUUUGGUUUCUAGGGAACAUGUCAACAAGAACAUUUCAUCACGUCAAUACUGGCGGUACUCCAUCAAUGAGCACGGGACUGAGGAUAUUCCUGCUAUGAUAGAGAAGAUUCAUGAAGUAAAAACUGCUGAAUUGAGGCUUAGUAAACCUGAUAUUGAGGAUGAAACUAAUGAUGAUCAGCUUUACAAGCUUUGUGCAAUCUGCCAUAGUUUGGGAGGAGCUGCUAUAAUGAUGUAUGUUAUUACGCGAAGGAUAGAAGAGAAGCCCCAUAGACUUUCAAGAUUGGUUUUAUUAUCACCAGCCGGUUUUCAUGAUGACUCUAACAUAGUUUUUUCUGCUGUGGAGCUUCUAUUAUUUUCUCUGGCUCCUGUUUUGUCUCCUCUUGUGCCAGCCUUCUAUAUACCAACCAGAUUUUUUCGUAUGCUUGUCAACAAGUUAGCCCGGGAUCUGCAUAACCUACCUGCAGUUGGAGGACUAGUUCAAACUUUAAUGAGUUAUGUUGUUGGUGGAGACAGCUCGAAUUGGGUUGGAGUUUUAGGAUUACCACACUACAACAUGAAUGACAUGCCAGGAGUAUCUUUUCGUGUUGCUCUCCAUCUUGCACAGAUGAAGCAUACUGGAAAGUUUAGAAUGUUUGAUUAUGGGAGUGCAUCCGCAAAUAUGGAGGUGUAUGGUUCACCUGUGCCUUUGGACUUGGGUGAAUACUACGGCCUCAUUGACAUUCCUGUUGAUCUUGUUGCUGGACAGAAGGACAAAGUGAUAAGACCUUCAAUGGUGAAGAGACACUAUAAAUUGAUGAAGGGUGCUGGUGUUGAUGUUUCAUAUAAUGAGUUUGAAUAUGCCCAUUUGGACUUUACCUUCUCCCACCGUGAAGAACUCUUGUCAUAUGUUAUGUCACGCUUGUUGCUUGUGGAUCCCAAUCCAAAGCAUCAAGGGAAUAAAAGGGUUGCAAGGUCGAGGAGGAAAGGACAAGUUGCAGCUAGUGGGUAGAUACAUGGUUAAAUUAGUUAGUUCUUACUUGGUGAAGUACUUCUGCUAUUUCUUGCAAGAGUCACUGAGCUACAUGCUUGGUUGGAUGCAGUUACUUGUACUAGGGGUCAUCUUUUCCUGCAAUUGUUUUUCUUUUCUUUUGGGAGGAAAAAUAGACCUUAAAAAUAUGUUGAGAAUCUAUAUUGUAUAGUAGUGUUCUGAUUGUCAAAACGGAACCUGGAGAUUAGGUUAAUGUUGUAUCAUGAAUGUUGGUAGUUUGCUAGUUUUUUUUUUUUUUUCAAAAUUGGAUGUUUUCAUUGUAUUUGUUCAUGUUUACUGAAUGGAGUGAUAUUUCAAACA